UAUGGGACAGUUUGACCACAGUAAGUUGACAAAAGCUAUGGUCGGACAGUUUGACCACAGUAAGUUGACAAAAGCUAUGGUCGGACAGUUUGACCACAGUAAGUUGACAAAAUCUAUGGGACAGUUUGACCACAGUAAGUUGACAAAAGCUAUGGUCGGACAGUUUGACCACAGUAAGUUGACAAAAGCUAUGGUCGGACAGUUUGACCACAGUAAGUUGACAAAAUCUAUGGGACAGUUUGACCACAGUAAGUUGACAAAAGUUAUGGGACAGUUUGACCACAGUAAGUUGACAAAAGUUAUGGGACAGUUUGACCACAGUAAGUUGACAAAAGCUAUGGGACAGUUUGACCACAGUAAGUUGACAAAAGUUAUGGGACAGUUUGACCACAGUAAGUUGACAAAAGUUAUGGGACAGUUUGACCACAGUAAGUUGACAAAAGUUAUGGUCGUACAGUUUGACCACAGUAAGUUGACAAAAGCUAUGGUCGGACAGUUUGACCACAGUAAAUUGACAAAAGCUAUGGUCGGACAGUUUGACCACAAAAAUGGCAUGGUCGACUUUGCUGAUUUCCUGGCUCUGAUGGCGACUACACUCAGUAAGAAAGAAUCUCCCGAUGAACUUCUGCAAGCUUUUCAGGUGUUUGACCGUGACGGCAACGGCUACAUCUCGGCUGCUGAGCUGCGUCACGUGAUGACCAACCUGGGGGAGAAGCUGAGCGACGAGGACGUGGAGGAGAUGAUACGGGAGGCGGACAUCGACGGCAACGGGCAGGUCAACUACACAGAGUUUGUGAGAAUGAUAACAAGCUGAUGUGGAGACAAUGGUGCAGUGUGUAGUGUGUUACGGUGUGUUAGGUGUGUUGCAGUGCGUUACGGUGUGUUGCAGUGUGUACCCUUCAUGGAAGCUUCUGGAAGCUGGUGUACGUUAAUGCUGGCUGACCGCUUGAAGGAACUUUAUUGGCCAAAUGUUUAUGGUCCAAGUUUGUUUCAACUUACCAUGUUUUGUUCUAGCGAACAAUCGGAUACUGAUCAAUUAUUAAAGUAGUUUUUCCAAGAA
This is a messenger RNA of Physella acuta, 1060 nucleotides long. Its product is annotated as calmodulin. Gene Ontology annotation, molecular function: calcium ion binding. The record is from RefSeq and is a predicted model, not a curated record. NCBI's taxonomy places the organism in Eukaryota, Metazoa, Mollusca, Gastropoda, Physidae. Gene Ontology annotation, cellular component: myosin II complex.